This is a messenger RNA of Sus scrofa (pig), 1815 nucleotides long. RefSeq names its product cell division cycle 37, HSP90 cochaperone (gene CDC37). Gene Ontology annotation, molecular function: protein kinase binding; protein-folding chaperone binding; heat shock protein binding. The record is from RefSeq and is a predicted model, not a curated record. Gene Ontology annotation, cellular component: cytoplasm. Gene Ontology annotation, biological process: protein stabilization; protein folding. NCBI's taxonomy places the organism in Eukaryota, Metazoa, Chordata, Mammalia, Artiodactyla, Suidae.
AAGCGGAAGGGGCGGGGCUCGGCGGUCCGAGUCUCCGUGCUGCCGCUACCGCCGCCAGAGUCGGAGCUGGCUGGGCCGCCAAGGCAAGAUGGUGGACUACAGCGUGUGGGAUCACAUCGAGGUGUCUGACGAUGAAGACGAGACGCACCCCAAUAUCGACACUGCCAGCCUCUUCCGCUGGAGGCACCAGGCCCGGGUGGAGCGCAUGGAGCAGUUCCAGAAAGAGAAGGAGGAGCUGGACCGGGGCUGCCGCGAGUGCAAGCGCAAAGUGGCCGAGUGUCAGCGGAAGCUGAAGGAGCUGGAGGUAGCUGAGGGCGAGGGCGGCGAGGCCGAGCUGGAACGGCUCCAGGCCGAGGCACAGCAGCUGCUCAAGGAGGAGAGGAGCUGGGAGCAGAAGCUGGAGGAGAUGCGCAAGAAGGAGAAGAGCAUGCCCUGGAACGUGGACACACUGAGCAAGGAUGGCUUCAGCAAGGCCCUAGUCCGAGGCCACACCUGCCACGCCCACGCUCCCACCACAUUGAGGUUCACGACGCUGUCACCACCUCCACCCUGGACGGGAUGGGCGAUGCGGCCGAGGCCCACCCGGCCACGUUCGAGGCGCUCCAUGGCCUCGCUCCAGCCCACUCCCCUUCUCGCCCCACCACAGAGCAUGGUCAAUACCAAGCCUGAGCAGGCGGAGGAGGAGUCGGAGGAGGUGAGGGAGCAGAAACACAAAACCUUCGUGGAAAAGUAUGAGAAACAGAUCAAGCACUUUGGCAUGCUCCGCCGCUGGGACGACAGCCAGAAGUACUUGUCAGACAAUGUCCACCUGGUGUGCGAGGAGACCGCCAACUACUUGGUCAUCUGGUGCAUUGACCUAGAGGUAGAGGAGAAAUGUGCACUCAUGGAGCAGGUAGCCCACCAGACCAUUGUCAUGCAGUUCAUCCUAGAGCUGGCCAAGAGCCUAAAGGUGGACCCCCGUGCCUGCUUCCGGCAGUUCUUCACGAAGAUCAAGACAGCCGAUCGGCAGUACAUGGAGGGCUUCAACGACGAGCUGGAGGCCUUCAAAGACCGUGUGCGGGGCCGCGCCAAGCUGCGCAUUGAGAAGGCCAUGAAGGAGUAUGAGGAGGAGGAACGCAAGAAGCGGCUCGGGCCUGGUGGCUUGGACCCUGUCGAGGUCUACGAGUCCCUCCCUGAGGAACUCCAGAAAUGCUUUGAUGCGAAGGACGUUCAGAUGCUCCAAGACGCCAUCAGCAAGAUGGACCCCACCGACGCGAAGUACCACAUGCAGCGCUGCAUCGACUCCGGCCUCUGGGUCCCCAACUCCAAGUCUAGCGAGGCCAAGGAGGGGGAAGAGGCGGGUCCUGGGGACCCUUUGCUGGAAGCUGCCUCCAAGUCGGGUGACGAGAAAGAUGUCAGCGCGUGACCUGCCCCAGGCACCGCCUGCCUGCCUGCAGGCCCCUGUGCAACCCUUUUCAGAAAACAAAUAGAUGCCAUCUUCCCAGCUCCUGGCUUCCUCCACUUUUGCUGCUCCUUGACCUAGCCUGGAGGGACCUGCUCACCCCCUCCACUGCCCCCGCCCCCCAGCGCUCAUCCAAGUCUCUGCUUUGAGUCAAGGGGCUUCACUGCCUGCAGCCCCCCCAUCAGCGUUAUGCCAAAGGCCCGGGGGUCCAGGGAGGGGCAGAGGUCGCCAGGCUGGUCCUCAGGGUGGGGGUGGGGUCCCCAGCCGAGGAGCCUGCUCCAGUCACCGUGGGCUGUUUUCACUGUUUGUCCGCUGUCUCCUCUAUAGUAAAGAGCAAUUAGCUUCCAAUAAAGGAUUUCAGAUGCUCCAAGGGA